AUGGCCGGCAUGAAUCCUCCAGCGGUGGCUGGAGGUCCAGUUGGCGGCGGAAUGAUGAUGAACAAUGGAAGCCCGGCGAUGCAGGUCAACACCAGCCCAUCUCCCGACCAGGUCAAAGCUCAGCUGAACACUUACAUCUACGAAUAUUUUCUGAAGUUGGGGCUCUAUGAUCACGCGAGACGGCUGGUCAGCGAAGACAAGUUUGAGAUCCGGACCAAGCCUGCCGUUAAGCAAAGUCCUGGCCGCCGCAAGGAUGCAGAAGUGAACGGAGUGGAUUCAGAUGCCAUGGACACCGAUGUCAAAGACGACAUACCCGAUGACUUGCCUCGCCCCAUGCAUGCUGCGGAAAACACACCCGGUAUAGGAUUUCUCUUCGAAUGGUUCAGCAUCUUCUCAGACCUUUUCACUGCUCACCAGCGAUCAAGUAAAAUGCAGGGUGGUCAAGGCGCAAACAUGGGUGCGGCUGCCCAAUACUUGAUGCAGCAUCAGAGCAUGCAACGCAUGAGAGAAAACCAGCAAAGCCAGAAUCUUGCCCGACCAGGAAUGGUGAAUCCUAACCAGUUUGCCAUGCGUGCCAAUAAUAUGCGCAACAACAUCAUGAAUGGCGCUGUUCCUCGUGAGAUGGCCAAUAAAAUGACCCCUCAACAGUUGCAGCAAAUCAACAAAGCGGCCAUGAUGCAACAGCAGCAACAAAUGCAGCGCGAGCAAGGCGAAGUUGACAUGAAUGGCCGUCCCUCGUCCCCAGUCGAAGGCGACAAUGGUGGGUCUCCGUCCAAGAGACCACGGCUUGAAGGUCAACAGUUCAACGGUGGCAUGAUGCCUAAUGUUCGACCAGGAAUGCCCAACAUGGCCCCUCAGAAUAUGAUGAUCCAGAAUUCCUUCAAUCCCAACAUGAACAAUGGCCAAUUCCGACAAAACGGCGGCAUGCCACAGAAACCCAUGCAGGCAAGUCUGAGAAGCCUCCCUUCCUUGAUAGAUACUAACUGUGAGUAG
Molecule: messenger RNA, 993 nt
Organism: Exophiala spinifera
Lineage: Eukaryota; Fungi; Ascomycota; Eurotiomycetes; Chaetothyriales; Herpotrichiellaceae
Exons: 3
Coding region: 1-993 (330 amino acids)
Biological process (GO): positive regulation of transcription by RNA polymerase II
Cellular component (GO): nucleus
Source: RefSeq, a predicted model, not a curated record